AUGGCAACUUCCAUUCCGAAUCGCAGUGGCAUUUCAAACGCACUAGCCAAUGUGAUAAGUGGUAAGAAAAACUUAGCGUUACUCAAUGUCGGACUCCAAGUGGUAGCUGUGAAAGCACCCGGAUUCGGUGACAACAGGAAAAACACGCUGAGGGAUAUGGCAAUUGCGACCGGAGGAACUGUGUUUGGAGACGACUCAAACUUGGUUAAGCUUGAAGACAUUCAGCUCAGCGAUUUCGGAGAGGUACAGUUCAGGCAAUUUCUCAAAUAUUUGGAUGAAUCAACUCCACAUAUUGACAGGUCGAAGAGGUGA
Molecule: messenger RNA, 312 nt
Organism: Cooperia oncophora
Lineage: Eukaryota; Metazoa; Nematoda; Chromadorea; Rhabditida; Trichostrongylidae
Source: the annotation of a GenBank genome assembly